GCCUCUGUGCAAUUUUCUCGUUAAAAGAUACGGUUAUUUUAGCAAUUCUUUCCCGUAUGCACCGGUGUUGACCUUAACUUAACCCUGGAGUCCUGUAACUUGCUCUUCACUGUUUCACCGCCGACUUGAAUGGCGCCGAGAUGGAAAGGGAAGGGUUCAGAAGCCAAAGCUCUAGCAGAUCCCAUGUCCAAUAUCGUACUUCAGCUUCAAUCUUCUCUGACACAGUCGAACGCUCAAGGAUUAUUAUCUGGUUCUGCUGUACUUUAUCAAGCCGAUGAAGAACAAACCGAUCUUCUUAAUCGCGCUUGUUUCGGUCGACCAAUUCUUACCGCCGAGAAGGACAAGCAAUGGUUUCAAUUCGGCAUGGAAGAGGCUUUUUACUUGCUCUAUCAUUUGAAUUGCCUCAAAAUUGUCGAUGGACAAGACUGUGAAAAGAAUGUUCAAGAGCUUUGGCAGGAUAUGAAGUCUCAAAAGCCUACAUUCCCCGAGUUUUACAUCGCUUAUCAACAUCUUCGAUUGAAGAAUUGGGUUGUGAGACCUGGAUCUCAAUACGGGGUUGAUUUUGUGGCUUAUCGUCACCAUCCAGCUCUUGUGCACUCUGAAUAUGCUGUUCUUGUGUUGUCCGAAGGAGGAGGCAGUAAUGAGAAUGGGCGAUUGAGGGUUUGGUCUGAUUUUCUAUGCACAAUUCGGCUUUGUGGAAGCGUUGCAAAAACGCUGCUAGUUCUUACUGUCAAUGAUAAUGGAAGCGGUUUUGUUUCUCCUUCGUGUUUGGACAGUUACUCCAUUGAAGAACGCACAGUUACAAGGUGGAGUCCAGAACAAUGCCGUGAAAAUCCUGCAAAAGUGUAAAAUAUACGAAAGACAUGUUCCUCCUGCCCUCCUUGGACCACCUAUACAAGACUUGUAGCCAUAACAGAGUUUCUCCCGGAAAUUGCUUCAUUUGGCGGAUUGGCUAACUCCCAGUUCAAAAUAUCUCAUUAAAUAGACUUAGCAUCUCCCACUCUCUUGACGGAAUCUGCUGUCAAAGAUUAAGGACAUGUUUAGGAGUGGUUUUAAAAUCUUUAAAUUCACUUUGCAAUAUCCAAAAUAACUCUGAAACUUGUCUUUAAUCAAAAUCAAUUUAUACCGGAUUGAUUAUGUCCUAAACUAAACAAACCCAGAUUGAAAAUAUUAGAUAACAGAAAGCACUUAUAUUCUGUACAUGAUCAGGCCGUUACUCAAAGUUCUUGCAAAAGAAUUUGACUUGCAAGUAUUAUCAUUCUCUUUUACUUAGGAGCGUACACUAAUUGAAUGACUGGAAAAGUAUUGCGUAGAAUGGUGGAUGUACUUGAAAGAAUGAUAACUCUGCAAGUUGAUAAUCUUUUGAAAUAGGCCUCUUACUAUUGCUAAUGCUUUAU
This is a messenger RNA of Benincasa hispida (wax gourd), 1397 nucleotides long. Its product is annotated as splicing endonuclease 1. Gene Ontology annotation, molecular function: tRNA-intron lyase activity; nucleic acid binding. The record is from RefSeq and is a predicted model, not a curated record. Gene Ontology annotation, biological process: tRNA-type intron splice site recognition and cleavage; tRNA splicing, via endonucleolytic cleavage and ligation. NCBI's taxonomy places the organism in Eukaryota, Viridiplantae, Streptophyta, Magnoliopsida, Cucurbitales, Cucurbitaceae. Gene Ontology annotation, cellular component: tRNA-intron endonuclease complex; cytoplasm.